UCUAAACCCCCACAAGGCGUAAAUACCGCCGACAGUGUAGUCGGGCCGGGGAGCGUAGACCUGCGCAAGCAGGAUUUUUAUUGCUUUGCAUUAAGACUAAAAAGUCCUUUUUCAAUAAAUAUUGCUUUCCAACUUCAGCUACAGUGAUAGCUAAGUUUGGAAAGGAGGAGAAGGUCUUUUUAGUUUUUUAUUUGCAGAAAACAUUAUCAGUGCUUGCACGUCCGCUGGGAAAAACCGCCGUCAGAUAAAAAAAAAAGAAACAAUAUUCUUAAGGUUAUUAUUUUAAAAAUAUGGAAAACGCUGGAUCAAAGAAACGCAGUUAUGAAUCAGCUGCCAAAUUCUUUACUUCGGCGAAGUUUCUUAUAUACCUCGGACACGCUCUUUCCACAUGGGGGGACCGUAUGUGGAACUUUGCUGUGGCUGUCUUCUUGGUUGAGCUGUACGGUAACAGCCUGCUUCUCACGGCCGUCUACGGCCUGGUUGUGGCUGGAUCCGUAUUGCUGCUCGGAGCCAUUAUCGGUGACUGGGUGGACAAGAACCCCAGACUCAAAGUUGCCCAGACUUCUCUUAUCGUCCAGAACUCUUCCGUAAUUCUGUGCGGCAUUCUCUUGAUGGUGGUGUUCCAGUUUAAAGAAGAUCUCAGACAAAUGUACCAUGGCUGGCUGCUUACAAUGUGCUAUAUCAUGGUCAUCACCAUUGCCAAUAUAGCUAACCUGGCUAGCACGGCCAUGUCCAUCACGAUCCAGAGAGACUGGGUGGUGGUGGUGGCCGGUGAGGACCGGAGCAGACUGGCAGACAUGAAUGCCACAGUGAGGAUCAUCGACCAACUGACCAACAUCCUGGCCCCCAUGGUUGUGGGACAGAUCAUGGCGUUUGGGUCCCACUUCAUCGGCUGCGGGUUCAUCUCUGGUUGGAACCUCUGCUCCAUGUGCCUUGAAUACACUGUGCUCUGGAAGGUCUAUCAGAAGACCCCAGCGCUGGCUGUGAAGGGGGGACAUAAAGAAGAGGCUCAGGAACUUAAACACCUUCAGGACCAGCAAGAUCCUCUCAGUGGGCAGAAGCCGUCUGAGGACUCGCAGCUGAUGACUGAAACAGCUGCGGUUGAGAAGGAUCCCACAAAGAAAACUGGCUGCUUAUACCAAAUAUCAGAGCCCUUCCGCACUUUCCGGGAUGGCUGGGUGGCCUACUACAACCAGUCCAUCUUCUUCGCUGGCAUGUCCCUGGCGUUCCUCUACAUGACUGUCCUGGGCUUCGACUGCAUCACUACCGGCUAUGCCUACACCCAGGGGCUCAAUGGCGCCAUACUCAGCCUGCUGAUGGGAGCAUCUGCCAUCUCCGGGAUCUUCGGCACGGUGGCCUUCACCUGGAUCCGGAAGUGGUGCGGCCUGAUCCGCACAGGCUUCUUCUCAGGCUUGGCCCAGCUCUCCUGCCUCCUGCUCUGCGUGGUCUCUGUGUUCGUGCCGGGAAGCCCCCUCGACCUGACCGUCUCACCAUUCCAGGAGAUGGUCCGCCAACUCAUGGGGGACGGGGGUGCCUUGCCUGAGGCUAACCCCACCCCGCUGGCCAUGCUCUCCACCAGCAUGCAGAGCCUGACUAAUGGCUCCACCACAGUCCAUGAAAUGGAGGAGAUGGUGCAGGUGGAGUCCUACUUGUCUGUCAGCCUUCUCUUUGCUGGGGUCAUUGCUGCUAGAGUUGGUCUUUGGGCUUUUGACCUAACUGUGACCCAGCUGAUCCAAGAAAACGUGAUUGAGUCCGAACGAGGAAUCAUCAACGGGGUGCAGAACUCCAUGAACUACCUCCUCGACCUGCUGCACUUCAUCAUGGUCAUCCUGGCGCCGAACCCAGAAGCUUUCGGCCUGUUGGUCAUCAUCUCCUUCUCCUUCGUCGCCAUGGGCCACAUGAUGUACUUCUGGUUUGCCUACAAGAACCUGGGCCCUCAGCUCUUCCUCCGGUGCUCUGCGGAGCAGAAAAAAGAGGCAGACAUUCCUUCGCUUUCCUCUGUGGUGUAGCCCGGCAAGUUGACGGUGCGCCUCGGACGUAGGAUGUGUAGCAAGCCUACCAAACCUGCUCUUAGUGAUGCCUUCGCUACUCUGAGUACAUUUAAUAUAGGCGCUUCAUGAAUCACUUGGCCUUUUAUCACUUACUAUUGUGUGUGUGCCGGUAUCAGGCGUGAGGAUGGACACAUAACUCGCGAAACAAAAAUGGAGGAGUCUCAGGUGUGCACAGAUCGGCUCUGUACCCCCCUCAGACGUUUCUGUUGAUCUUAGUCAAGGUGCUCGGAGCUGAAACACUGCAAUUCACUACCACUCACACCACAUCACCAUGUUCAUCAGAUCAGCUGCUUUUCAAAGAGCCCCCACAGGACAUUUCCCAAGCCACUAUGUCAUUCGUGUAGCGACAGUUUAUGAAGCUCGUUGGGUUAUUUGCUAUUUAGCUGUCUCAGUACAAGCUUUAGUGUCAUUACAAGACUUGUUUGCGCUAGAUAAGCAUAGUAGAAGUUCUCGUUUUUAUAAGCUGCUGUUAGGGUUUAUACGCAAAUAUACAAAAAUGUAUCUGUAGGUGUCUACAUGUGCUGUGAACUCAUAGUCAGUAUUGUCCCUGUAUCGUCUAGCUCUAUAGUAAGUACAUGUUAAAAACAUUUGUCAGAAAAGCUAUGCAAGAGGCUCUUUAUGUUACCAAAGUGGGAUUCCUCUGUAAAAUAGCCAGCAACAUGUUGUCUAAGCAUUCAUUCCAGAAGUCUGUGUGUGAGAAGCAAUGUUAUAUGUCUCGACGUACUCCUCAGAUGUUCAGUGCUUCCAAGAAUGCUCGUGAAUCUCCUGUGAUUGUUCAGCUAGCACUUUAGGUGGUUGUACCCUAUUGCGGGUCACCUUGAGGCAUACGCAGCAUAUGCGCUAGUAGUCGCUAACUGUCUGCUUCAACUCUAGGUCCGUGCAUAUUCAAAAUUCACACAGCACUGUGUUAAGCAGAAAGCCAUUUUUGCACUGAAAAAGGCUGCUCCCCCCCCCAAAGAAAAUGGAUGAGGCUAGAGGUUUUCACAGCUACCUACACGCACUUAGCCCAUCAGCCUGCGCUCAGGUGCAUCAUGCUGUGGCCAGCAAAGGUCUUACGACAAACACACACGUCCUCUUUAAAAUGCGGCCUCGGCAUCCCAUCUGCUAGAGAGACAUGGCCCACAGUGUGUGGCAUUUUGUUAGAGCAUUAUUAGUAUUGGCCUCAACUCACAGUGCAUGUGAAGGUCUUAUUGCCAAGAGGUGAUAUUUUUCUUCACAGCUGGUUGCCAGUCUGUUGGGUUUACAUUGGAUCGUGGAUUUAAACAGGUUGCCCUUUGCAAUUGUGCUGAUGCCUCAGAUUCCUCAUCCAGAUCCCACAGAAAUGUGUGUCAUGGUUAAACACCAGCAUUAAAGUAAGCAAAUUCUCCAGAGAAGGUUUCAGAAUGCAAAAAUUUUCCACUUGGAGUGGUUCAGGGACAAGCUCACUUUUAAUUGAGACACUCUGUGUUUUUUUAUAAUGCAUUAAAUCCAGCAAAACUCAGCCAGCGAAUACAAUUUACUAUACCUGUAAAUGUGCUAAAACUGUGGGAAUCAGUUUUUGUUUUAGGAUUAAGGAAAACAUUUGUAUUUUGAACAACUUUUUAUAUAUUGGAAUUGUAUUGCUGAAAACUUAAAAUAUGUUUCUCAUUUCAAAGCAUCAUGUUUAGUUUUGUGGUGUUCGUAAAACUGGUAAGUAUAAAUGUCUGAAACCCAAAAGCCAAUGAUGAUCUUAAAAAAAGCUGUAAGGAAAAACUGCAAUUAUGUUCCGGUGGAUAUAAUGUUCGUUAUAUAGUAACAACAUUAUAUUGUAACUGAUGAUGUUUUGCAAUAUACGAUUGUCAGCACUCCACAGGAACUGGGGAAUAUACAGUUACUGCAUGUUUUUUUCUAUGUUUUUUUUCUAUGUGAAGUAAUAAAGAUAUAAACUGCUA
This is a messenger RNA of Paramormyrops kingsleyae, 3961 nucleotides long. RefSeq names its product solute carrier family 40 member 1 (gene slc40a1). Gene Ontology annotation, molecular function: iron ion transmembrane transporter activity; peptide hormone binding. Gene Ontology annotation, cellular component: basolateral plasma membrane. Gene Ontology annotation, biological process: iron ion transmembrane transport. NCBI's taxonomy places the organism in Eukaryota, Metazoa, Chordata, Actinopteri, Osteoglossiformes, Mormyridae. The record is from RefSeq and is a predicted model, not a curated record.